Acyrthosiphon pisum (pea aphid) is the source of this 2478-nucleotide messenger RNA. RefSeq names its product octopamine receptor beta-3R. NCBI's taxonomy places the organism in Eukaryota, Metazoa, Arthropoda, Insecta, Hemiptera, Aphididae. The coding region runs from base 477 to 1841 and encodes 454 amino acids. The transcript has 5 exons. Gene Ontology annotation, molecular function: octopamine receptor activity; melanocortin receptor activity. Gene Ontology annotation, cellular component: plasma membrane. Gene Ontology annotation, biological process: adenylate cyclase-activating adrenergic receptor signaling pathway; positive regulation of MAPK cascade. The record is from RefSeq and is a predicted model, not a curated record.
CGGUUGUCGCUCAGUAACGUUCGGAUAACGGUAAAUGCCGCAACGGUCGUCGGACAACGUUCAAUCGUUCGCUCGUCGCGCGUGUCGUUCGGUGAUUAAUACUUUCGCACUUACGCCGUUUUCAUUUUCGUUUUUUUUGCUCGUCCGAUGCUGCCGUAGCCGUCAUAAUAAUACUUGUACACUUGUCGCAGAGAGUAUUUUUUUUUUUCCCCGGUCAAUCGGCUCGGCCACCGCUGAGGCUAUCGUCGGCUAGUAUACUCGUCGCGGGUUCGCGUCGUCUCACCUCGCGCAGUUUUCUCUGCACACAAGCGGAAGGGCACCACCAACCGCGUACAACGAUCAACGUCCACAACGCGGAGCAAGACCACCCGCACCACCCGCAGCACCGGCAACAACACGACCGGCCGGAAUAGCACCCACCGGCGGGAAAACCACCACGCACGAUGUGACCGCCGUUCGGGGGGCGGACGGCCACCAUGGACCCGCAGAUGUGGUGGUACGACACGGGAUUUGUACCAGGUGGUGCGCAGAUAGCUGCAGUUGUCGGUAACAGCACGUGCGGCGGAGGCGUCGGCGGCGGUGUCGGUGUCGACGGUGACGGCGGCGGCGGCAACAACAAUAGCAGCGGCGGCGUCGGCGCAGUAGCGGCCGGUGCAGUCGGUUGCGCAAUCGGACCGGACAACAAGACGGCGCACACGGUGGCCGGAGACGGGACGGCCGCAAUCGGCGGCGGUGGCGGCGACCUCGUCGGCGGCGGCGGGACGGCGGAAGAUGUGGCCGCGGCCGUGGGCCCGGUGCUCGUCAUCAAGACGGUGGCCAUGUGCUCGAUAAUAUUGUGCGCGGUGCUGGGAAACGCUCUGGUGGUGAUCAGCGUGGUGCGGCACCGGAAGCUCCGCAUACUCACCAACUACUACGUCGUGUCGCUGGCGUUCGCCGACUUCCUGGUGGCGCUGUGCGCCAUGUCGUUCAACGCCAGCGUCGAGAUCACCGGAAAGUGGAUGUUCGGAUACGUCAUGUGCGACGUUUGGAACAGCCUGGACGUGUACUUCUCCACCGCGUCCAUACUCCACCUAUGCUGUAUAAGCGUGGACCGGUACUACGCCAUCGUCAGCCCGCUGCAGUACCCGAUCACCAUGACGCAGCGUACCGUCCUGUAUAUGCUGCUCAACGUGUGGACGCUACCGGCGCUCAUAUCGUUCCUUCCGAUAUUCUUCGGUUGGUACACGACCGCCGAGCACCAGGCGUUCCGCCGCAAGAACCCCAUGUCGUGCGUUUUCGUCGUCAACCGGUACUACGCGAUCAUAUCGUCGUCUGUCUCGUUUUGGAUACCCGGCGUCGUCAUGAUCGUCAUGUACUACAGGAUUUACAAAGAAGCCGUUCGACAACGACAAGCCCUGUCCCGCACGUCCAGUAAUAUAAUUCUGAACAGCAUACAUCAACACAGGGUUCAACACUACAGUCAUAGAUUACGGCCUCCAGACAGCGAAAACAUGUCAAAUGGAAACGUUACGACGGCGAAGACCAGUACGAGUUGGAGGACCGAGCACAAAGCUGCUCGCACGCUGGGAAUCAUCAUGGGCGUAUUCCUAUUGUGCUGGUUGCCAUUUUUCCUUUGGUAUGUGAUAUCGACUUUAUGCGGAGAUCCAUGUAGCUUCCCGGAAACACUUGUGACCGUGUUGUUUUGGAUUGGUUAUUUCAAUUCAUCACUGAACCCUUUGAUAUAUGCCUACUUUAAUAGAGACUUCAGGGAAGCAUUCAAAAAUACGCUUCAAUGUGUGUUCCCGUGUUGUCAGUCAUGCUGUCCAAAAGAAAGCGACUCGACAGCCAUGAGCUAUGUUUAAAAUGUCAGCAAUAAUAAUAAUAAUAAUAAUAAUAAUUUAUUAUUAUUACUAUUAUAAUUACAAUUAUAAAAAUAAUAGUUAUAAAAAUAUUAUUACAUUAAGCAUUUUUGUUUAAAUGGAGUUACUCUACAUAAGUCGAGCAUUUUUAGAUGAAAAAUAUUUGCGUUGUACGAUUUUUAUUGUUCAAUGGUAAGCUAAUAUGACUUAGCUGUUAAUAUAAAUCAUUAAAAUGUUGUUGUACCUAUAAAAAAAAAUUAAUAAUAAUACAUUUAUAUAAUAUGCAUUAAAGAAACCGUAUUCCUGCUGUGAAUAUAAUAAUGUACAUCAUAAUUUUAUUGUUUUAUAAUAAUAAGUUGAUUUUGCGGGUAACUACCAUCUAGAUUACUAUUGUAUAAAUACGUAACUACUAUAUAAUACCGUUUGUACUAAACACGAUACGAAACAAUACUCAAUCUUAAACGUUUUUAUUUAUCCAUAUGUGUUUUUUUUUCAAAGAAAAUUAAUUUUGAUGAAUGUUGUAAUGAGUAAUUUCGAUGCGUAGACUAAAUUAUAUGAUUAUAUCAAGUAUAAAAUGUACAUUUAUAUACCACACGUCAUUAUAUAUUUAUAAUAAUAUAUAACAUAAUAUACAUACAUA